AUGGAUCCUCAAAUUAUUGACGACAUUGCGACUUCUGUUUCAAAAUGGCGUAUGUACCCUCACUUUGACGUCGCCCACUACAUACUUAUGAGUACUGCUGUAAGAGAAGAUAUCCCUCAAUCUGGUUCUGGUGCUUUUUCUCGAAAGCAUCCGUUUGCCUGUUGGUUUGCAACCAUGCUUAUGUGCUUCGGCGGUGCUAUUCUCGGCAACUUCAUCUUAGGAGAGCCGGUAUUUGCCUGUUUCGAUGAUCACCGCGCUGUACUCACUGCCACGGCUGUCUGGUACUUAAUCAACUACUCACCUUUUGACGUGAUCUACAAAAUUUAUUCAUUUUUUUCGAUCCGCCUACUCAUCUGUGCCAUGAAGGAGGUUCAACGAGCAAAGAAAAUCUCUCUCGGUGUCUCUCAUGCCUACCAUGACUACCCACACAGUGCUGUCACCUGCAUUCUGGUCGGCCUCCUCAAAGGUACGGGUUAUUUGGAAAUGAAGAUAUUCGCCAGACUCGUACGUGGUGUCUGGCUACCUGCGUCGACCGAGUUUCUUCAUCCUAGUUUCACGACCAAGAUCUCGCUCCUGUCUGCGAUCGUCUUCUACUGUGAUCUCUUGGACUUGAUCCCUCUUUCUCGACACCAGCUCUUCCUCGCUGUGGUUGGAGUUCUUGUCUAUAUGCGGGUUGCUAUGCUCUGUCUUGGUCUAAAAGAUCCUUUCGCUCCGAUCCAAAACCUCGUUUGCACAAUCUUCUUUGGCGGUGUUGUUGAUGCCUUAAAAGCCGCAGUGACCCGUCGUAAGAGCGGUGACGCAUCGGAGGCAGUAGCAAACACUCCGAAUGUUAUUACACCCAAUACGGGCGUAGGAGCUGCCCAAGAUGGGUAUAGUGGAUCAUCUGGAAGUGGGGGCGUGAAAGAAAGCUCUGGAGCGACAAUGCUUCGUCGGAACAACCCUCCGAACGCCCCUCACAGUGCGGAUAAGAAGAGAGACUGA
Molecule: messenger RNA, 981 nt
Organism: Hydatigera taeniaeformis
Lineage: Eukaryota; Metazoa; Platyhelminthes; Cestoda; Cyclophyllidea; Taeniidae
Source: the annotation of a GenBank genome assembly